AUGGUAAGGAUUGUCUAGAAACUAGCGACCCGUGAACCAAUCAGCUCUUGUCUUUAGGACAGGUAAGUGUCACGUGACCGGACGGCAACUUCUGUGACUGAAGUGUGUGGCAAGAAGAACGUAAGAAGUCGGUGAGGGUAGGUCUUUACAACGAAGCUGUGGCUAGCACCGAUGCCAUGGCGCUGACUGAAUGGGUGCUAGGUGUAGCAGUUUGGAUAUUUUCUAUAGUCCUGGUAUCCUCUCAAUACAGUCCAAGUUUUCCAAGCCCUUAUCUCAGGAGGGAAAUAUUCAUACUUAAUUUAGAAGAUGGAUAUUUCGGAUGUCAAGUAAACGAAUCCACCGAUGUUCUACAAUUAUUCGAGUUAUCGAAAUUAUGUGAUAAUGUACCUCAUUGUUUUCACGGUUCGGACGAAGUUGCGAGCGAACUAAAAUGUACAGACAAGAAUUUCUGCCAUCCGAAGAUGCCAAGGUGCAUCAAUGGUGUAUGUUUAGAAAAUUUAUGUUACUGCAACGAUGGCUUUGGUGGAAAAGGAUGCGAAAUGCCAGAUGAAAAUGAAUGUAAAUAUAGACCUUGUGAUGUUUUUGGGCAUUGUACAAACACAAUGGGAAGUUUUUAUUGUUCUUGUUUUCCCGGAUACGAAGGUGAUGGAUUUGAAUGCCACGAUAUAAAUGAAUGUGAAAUUCCAUCAUUGGCAUCAUUAUGUGUGCCAAAUUCUGAAUGCUGUAAUUUACCCGGUCAUUAUAAAUGUAAAUGUUCUCCUGGAUAUACAGGAAAUGCUACAGUUGCCUGUUUAGAUAUUGAUGAAUGUUUAGAUGAAAGUUCCUGUGGUAGAGGAGCCCAUUGUGAAAAUAUUCCGGGCAGUUAUCGAUGCUUUUGCCCGACGGGUUAUGAUGGUGAUCCUUUCACGGAAUGUUUAGAUGUGGACGAAUGUCGAAGAAAUCCUUGUGGUCCUGGUGCUUUAUGCGAAAAUACCCGAGGGGGAUAUACCUGUAGUUGUCCGCUUGGAUAUGUUGGUAAUCCACGUCCCGAAAUUGCCUGCAUAGAUAUAAACGAAUGUCUGGAUUCACAUUUUCCGUGUGGAAAGAAUGCUAAGUGUGAAAAUACAAAUGGUGGUUAUUAUUGUGUUUGUCCCGAAGGAUAUACUGGAAAUGCUAAGCAAAUAUGCAAUGAUAUCAAUGAAUGCCCUCAUUCUUGUGGAGCCAAUACGGAAUGUUCUAAUUUACCUGGAAGUUACAAAUGUCUAUGUAAACCCGGUUAUGAUGGCGAUGCUUAUUUAUCUGCUGGUUGUCAUGAUAUGGAUGAAUGCCGUAGACAAGAUGCCUGUGGACUUAAUGCAGAAUGUCAUAAUAUCCCUGGAACUUAUGAAUGUGUAUGCAAAGAAGGAUAUUCUGGAGAUCCCCGUAUAUUGUGUGCAGAUAUUGAUGAAUGUAUAAGAUUCAAUCCUUGUUCUGAAAAUUCUGAAUGUUUUAAUAUACCUGGCUCUUAUGAAUGUAAAUGUCUUGAAGGAUAUGAUGGAAAUGGAAGAGAAGCUUGUACUAGAGUUCAAGUGGAUGUACGUUGUCGUGGAAAUCAUGAAUGUACGCAAAAUGCUGAAUGCUAUCAUUCUAGAUGCCAGUGUAAAAGUGGAUUUCAAGUCAAUGGUAUUGAAUGUGUUGAUGUUGACGAAUGUCGUACAUCACAUAUAUGUGGCAGGAAUGCAAUAUGCCGUAAUUCCUUUGGAAAUUACCUUUGUGAAUGUAAAACUGGAUAUGAGAAAAUAAAAUCUACUCCUCAAAGUCCUUGCAGAGAUAUAAAUGAGUGUUUAUUUGGACAUUUUCCUUGUGGUACCAAUGCAAAAUGUGUUAAUAAUGAUGGAGGUUAUGAAUGUUUGUGUCCAGAUAACCUCAUAGGGGAUGCAAAAGUAGCUUGCAAAUCUCCAUGUGAUGGUGUAGAUUGUGGACCACAUGCAGAAUGUCAAGCAAAUGGACAAGAAGCUGCCUGUAUCUGCAAUUUGGGAUACACAUUUGAUCCAAACAAUAUUAAUGCUGGCUGUCUAGAUAUUAAUGAAUGUGAAGUUAGUCAUGGGCCAUCUGGAUUAUGUGGAGUUGGAGCCAUAUGUACAAAUGUUCCUGGUAGUUAUCAUUGUUAUUGUCCUCCUGGAUUUACUGGUGAACCGUUCAAAUACUGUGAAGAUGUUAAUGAAUGCGAUAUUCAGUUUGGACCAAGUGGUCAGUGUGGAACUGAAGCCAUUUGUACAAAUUCAAUUGGAAGUUUCACCUGUUCGUGUCCACCUGGAUAUACUGGAAAUGGCCGUGUAAAGUGUCAAGAUAUUAAUGAAUGCUCUCAAGGUUAUGGUCCAAAUGGAAAAUGUGGCUUGGGAGCUGUUUGUAUCAAUAAAUUAGGAGCAUUUGAUUGCAAAUGUCCUGAAGGCACUGAUGGAAAUCCUUAUCAAGCUUGUGUUCAGCACAUUGUUUGUAGGGACGAUGAUACUUGUCCAGGAAAAUCUAUUUGUGACAACAGAAGACAAUGUUACUGCCCAUAUACACAUUAUGGUGACGAUUGUAUAGAUCCAUGUGAUAAGAUAUUCUGUGGAGAUCAUGCAAAAUGCCAAUUAGAUCCAAGUGGAGAUCCAGUUUGUGUUUGUUCAGCUGGUUUUACGGGACGCAGUAAUAGCUUACCUGGAUGCAUUGAUAUUAAUGAAUGUGAUUCCGAUGGCCCCUCUCAUUGUGGUGAGAAUGCGUUAUGUCGAAAUUUGCAAGGAUCAUUUGAAUGUACUUGUCCGAGAGGUUUUAGUGGAGAUCCUUAUAAAGGUUGUCUUGCAAUUGUGUUUGUAGAUAUAAAUGAAUGUACAGAAAUUCGUCAUAAACCAUCUUGCGGUCUUCAUGCAUUCUGUACUAAUUUAGAAGGAAGUUAUGUUUGUCACUGUCCUCCUGGUCAUGCAGGAAAUCCGUAUAGUGUGUGUUAUCCAGAUGUUAUUAAAUGUCGAAGAGAUAAUGAAUGCCCAGGUAAUACAAAAUGUUUGCAUGAAAAUGGUGGGCAUUGUGGUUGUACUCCACCUUUUGUUCAAGAAGGAGAGUACUGUAUUUUGGUCAGUAGAAAUUGUUCAACAACACACCCAUGCCCUGAAAAUCAAGAAUGUGUUUUUACCGGACCCUCUUAUGGAUUCUGUAUAUGUCCAAGGGGAUAUACAGUUGAAGCCGACGGAUUCUGUCGAGAUAUAAAUGAAUGUACUGAAAUUAAAGAAUGGACCGUUUGUGGUGCAUAUACAGAAUGCAAUAACUUACCUGGAUCAUAUGAGUGUAUCUGUGCUCCUGGUUAUACAGGAAAUCCAAGGAAAGGAUGCAAACUAAUAGAAAUUCGUUGUCAUGGAAAUGAUUGCCCUCCAAAUCAGAAAUGUAUUCAUGGUCAAUGUCAAUGUUUGAGGCCAUUUGUUUUAGAAGGCCAAACAUGUAAAAAUCCAUGUGACUUGCAACAGUGUGGACAGUAUGCUGAAUGUCAUCUCACAUCAACUGGACCUCAAUGUCAGUGUAUAAAGGGCUGUACUGGAAAUCCAAAUAAAGGAUGCUACGAUUUGCCAAAAUAUACUCUAUGGUGUUCACCUAACAAUAUUAUUUUUUCUGUAUUUUUAGAUAUAAAUGAAUGUACUGAAAUUAAAGAAUGGACCGUUUGUGGUGCAUAUACAGAAUGCAAUAACUUACCUGGAUCAUAUGAGUGUAUCUGUGCUCCUGGUUAUACAGGAAAUCCAAGGAAAGGAUGCAAACUAAUAGAAAUUCGUUGUCAUGGAAAUGAUUGCCCUCCAAAUCAGAAAUGUAUUCAUGGUCAAUGUCAAUGUUUGAGGCCAUUUGUUUUAGAAGGCCAAACAUGUAAAAAUCCAUGUGACUUGCAACAGUGUGGACAGUAUGCUGAAUGUCAUCUCACAUCAACUGGACCUCAAUGUCAGUGUAUAAAGGGCUGUACUGGAAAUCCAAAUAAAGGAUGCUACGAUAUCAAUGAAUGUGUAGCUAAUUUGCCAAUAGAUCCUAAUGGACCAUGUGCAGUUGGAGCUGUAUGUAUAAAUAUUGUUGGUGGUUAUCAAUGUGAAUGUUCUCCAGGAACAAGUGGAGAUCCUUAUGAAACUGGAUGUAGAGGAGCUCCUGGUUGCACAUCAAAUAAUGAAUGCCCACAUAAUGCAAUUUGUGAUAUUAAAGGUGGUACGUGUAUUGAUCCUUGCUCAACAACAUGGUGUAGUCCAAAUACACAGUGCUAUGCAGAAGAUCAUAAAGCUGUAUGCAAGUGUUUACCUGGUUAUGUAGGAAAUCCAAAUGAUUUAGAAAAAGGAUGUACUUCUCCAUGUUCUGGUGUAUGGUGUGCAGUUAAUGCCCACUGUAUUGUUAACUCUGCAAAUGAAGGUACAUGCCAUUGUUUAGAAGGAUUUUCUGGAAAUCCUUGGGCAGGUGGUGGUUGUUACCCUGAUCGUGAAUGUACAGGUGCUAGUUCUUGCAGACCAACACAAGAAUGUAUUGAUGGAGUGUGUGUAGAAAGGUGUGAAGGACUACAAUGUGGCGUGGGAGCACGUUGUGAUGGAAGAAUCGGACAGUGUAUUUGCUUACCUUUCUUCAUCGGAAAUCCUCGCAUUCUUUGCGUACCACCAUUACUUCCACCAAUUUGUGUACCAUCUUGUGGUGUUAAUGCUCAUUGUGUAUAUUCAGUGCCAAAUCGUUGUGUCUGUAAUCCUGGAUAUAGUGGAAAUCCUUACAGACUUUGUGAUCCUUGCUCAACAACAUGGUGUAGUCCAAAUACACAGUGCUAUGCAGAAGAUCAUAAAGCUGUAUGCAAGUGUUUACCUGGUUAUGUAGGAAAUCCAAAUGAUUUAGAAAAAGGAUGUACUUCUCCAUGUUCUGGUGUAUGGUGUGCAGUUAAUGCCCACUGUAUUGUUAACUCUGCAAAUGAAGGUACAUGCCAUUGUUUAGAAGGAUUUUCUGGAAAUCCUUGGGCAGGUGGUGGUUGUUACCCUGAUCGUGAAUGUACAGGUGCUAGUUCUUGCAGACCAACACAAGAAUGUAUUGAUGGAGUGUGUGUAGAAAGGUGUGAAGGACUACAAUGUGGCGUGGGAGCACGUUGUGAUGGAAGAAUCGGACAGUGUAUUUGCUUACCUUUCUUCAUCGGAAAUCCUCGCAUUCUUUGCGUACCACCAUUACUUCCACCAAUUUGUGUACCAUCUUGUGGUGUUAAUGCUCAUUGUGUAUAUUCAGUGCCAAAUCGUUGUGUCUGUAAUCCUGGAUAUAGUGGAAAUCCUUACAGACUUUGUGGAACGGAAAGGAGAUGCGAUAACACUGACUGUGGAAAUAAUGCCAACUGUGUCGAAGGACAACGUCGUGUGGAUUGCGUUUGUCCUGCAGGUCUACAAGGAAACCCAUAUAUUAGUUGUAGAGAUGUAAAUGAAUGUGUUGGUUCUAAUCCAUGUGGUACUGGUGCAUCUUGUAUUAAUAGUGUUGGAAGUUAUUUAUGUGCUUGUCCACCUGGAAGAACUGGAAAUCCUCUUUUUGCUUGUACGGAAAUUCGGUGUUUAGCCGGACAAAGGUGUCCCUGUAGAAAUGAUAAUACAUGUCCUAAUGGAGAGGCAUGUAGAAACGGUCAAUGUGUUGGUCUUUGCGAUAGUGUUGUAUGUGGUCCAAAUGCUUUCUGCGAAGGUGGAAAUUGUCAUUGCCCAAGUGGAAUGUUUGGUGAACCAAGUAAUCCAGGAAUAGGAUGCAGCACUCCUACAGUUCCGACAGUUAGUCCUAACCUAUGUGAAGAAGAUUCUGGAUGUCCAGGAAAUUCGGCUUGCAGAAUAAACAAUGAAGGUUUUAACGAGUGUAUAGAUGUAUGUUCAAAUGUUCAUUGUGGUCCAAAUGCUCAAUGUAUUGGUAGAAGGCAUCAAUAUUUUUGUGAAUGCGUACCUGGAUAUUCCGGAAAUCCUAAUGAUAUACAUGCUGGUNCCCAAGUG
Molecule: messenger RNA, 5945 nt
Organism: Centruroides sculpturatus (bark scorpion)
Lineage: Eukaryota; Metazoa; Arthropoda; Arachnida; Scorpiones; Buthidae
Product: fibrillin-2-like
Exons: 49
Molecular function (GO): calcium ion binding
Source: RefSeq, a predicted model, not a curated record